GCCUUCCAUCCUAUGGUCGAACCACGCGGUGAUACACGGAAUCCAUCGAGAAAUAGCCCAGAAUUUACUGCAUUUGUUGCUGAUAUUGGGCUUAUGUCCCGGACGGAAUCAUGCCAUCUGCUAAUCCACUACCUCCGAAGGAAAACACUCUGUUUAAGAGAGUUUUAAAAUGCUAUGAGCAGAAACUGUACAAAAAUGGACUGAAGUUUGCCAAGCAGAUUCUGACGAACCCAAAGUUUGCUGAACAUGGAGAAACACAGUCAAUGAAGGGUUUGAUCCUGAACUGUCUGGGCAAGAAGGAGGAAGCAUAUGACCUGGUCAGGAGAGGCUUGCGUAAUGACCUCAAGAGUCAUGUCUGCUGGCACGUGUAUGGACUGCUCCAGAGGUCAGACAGAAAGUACGAUGAAGCCAUCAAAUGCUAUAGGAAUGCUCUCAAAUGGGACAAGGACAACCUGCAGAUUCUACGAGAUCUGUCAUUGCUGCAAAUCCAGAUGCGAGAUCUAGAGGGUUAUCGGGACACAAGGUAUCAGCUGCUCCUCCUCCGACCAGCCCAGCGAGCGUCAUGGAUUGGCUACGCCAUGGCCUACCACCUCCUCAAGGAGUAUGACAUGGCACUCAGGAUACUGGAGGAAUUCAGGAACACGCAACAGCAGGUGAAGCCGUAUGAUUACGAGCACAGCGAGUUUCUGCUGUACCAGAACCAGGUCUUCAGAGAGGCGGGUGAGCAUGAGAAGGCGCUGCAUCACCUGGACAAAUACGAGAACCAGAUCUGCGACCAGAUAUCAAUACUGGAAACAAGAGCGGAGUUACUGUUGCAGCUAGGCCGGGCCUCAGAAGCCAUCACCCUAUAUGAAGAGCUCCUGGACAGGAACCCAGAGAGUUGGAGCUACUACGAAGGGCUGGAGAAGUGUAAGAACCCGGCCAAUGAGGUGGAAAGACUCCAGAUAUAUACCCGGGUUGCUGAUAAGUUCCCCAGGGCUGCAGUGCCCAGACGGAAGCCUCUUAACUUCACAACAGGUGAGAGAUUUGAGAAGCUCUUGGACGACUACCUCCGACGGAUGCUAAGGAAAGGAGUGCCUACCGCCUUUGUCAGCAUCAAGGGCCUGUACAGAGAACCCUGGAAGGUUGAAGUCAUCGAGAGACUUGUCUUGAGCUACUUGGAGUGCCUGCAGAGUAAAUCCAAAUUCAGCAAAGAUGCCACGGAUGGCGAGUUAGAAACUCCCACCGUGCUGCUGUGGACGUUAUACUUCCUGGCCCAGCACUAUGAUCAGCUGCGGAACGUAGAGAAGGCCUUGCAGUAUGUGGACAGGGCCGUGGAGCAUACACCAACACUCAUUGAACUCUUCAUUAUCAAAGCAAAAAUAUUCAAGCAUGCGGGUGACAUCAAGAAGGCAGUGGAAUGCCUAGACGAGGCCCAGUCCCUGGACACGGCCGAUAGGUUCAUCAACUGCAAAUGUGCAAAGUACAUGCUCAGGGCCAACCAGGUCAAGCAGGCCGAGGACAUGUGUGCCAAGUUCACAAGGGAAGGCGUGGCCGCCAUGGAGAACCUAAAUGAGAUGCAGUGCAUGUGGUUCCAGACGGAGUGCGCCCUCAGCUUCCAGCGGCAGGCCAAGUACGGCGAGGCGCUCAAGAAGUGCCACGAGGUGGACAGGCAUUUUACAGAAAUUAUAGAAGACCAGUUUGACUUCCACACAUACUGCAUGCGCAAGAUGACACUGCGGUCGUACGUCAGUCUACUGAGGCUGGAGGACAUCAUCAGGAGUCACAUCUUCUAUUUCAAAGCGGCCAAAAUUGCAAUAGAGGUCUACGUCCACCUCCACGACAAGCCCUUGGAGGACGCUGACAAGCAAGAGGACUUGGACCUGGAGAACCUGAACCCCAAGGAACUCAAGAAGAUCCGCAGCAAGCAGCGGCGAGCCCAGAAGAAAGCCCAGCAGAGGGAGGAGGAGACCAAGGGCAAAGUGGGCGGGGACAACAAGGGGCGGGAAGGGAAGAACAAGCACGAUGCCGACAUGGACGGGCCCAAGGAAGAGGAGCUGGUCCCAGACAAGCUGGCCAGGGUGGGGAGUCCCCUCGAUCAAGCCGUCUACUUCCUGAAGCCCCUUCAAACACUAGCCAAGAACAGAAUACAAACACAUCUUCUAGCUUUUGAAAUAUAUUUAAGAAAAGACAAGUUGCUAUUAAUGUUGCAAGCUGUCAAGAGGGGCCACUCUGUCGACCCAUCCAGUGCUGCGCUCCACGAGUGUCUAAUCAAGCUAGCCACCAAAGUGAAUGAGAGAGGAGAUUUACCAGAGCCUGUGCAGACAGUUCUAUCCAGAGAGUUGGAGCGAUUACUAGGAGGCAAGCAGCUGCAGACAUAUAAUCAAGACUUCAUCGGCGCUCAUCUUCACUCGCUAGAACACCGCACGAUCGGAGCCAAAUGCCUGCUCCACCUGGGUCCAUCCAACCUAGAGAGUGCAGUAUCAUUAGCAACCUACCUUGGUGACGACCUAACAGAUAGAACUUUGCAGAACUGCUCCUAUGUUUUCAUGCUCCUGAAAGACUUCUUCAAGUCGGAUGCUACUGCCUACCGCGCCCAGUGCCACCAACUCUUCCCCUAUGCAACCGUCUUUGCUCCCCCAGCCUCCACAGAGAAGCCGCAGGUGCAGGCCCCCGUGGAGAACUGCGACGGAAAGAGCGUCUCGGAACCGCCCAAGUCGGCGGCGGUGGUGGUAGAGAAUUCACAACACAAGGAGCAGCCGCUGUGCAAUUCCACGCACGUGGAGGCUGAAGCCUGAACCAUCAGUAUCUCUGCACCUGUAUUUCCAAAGGACCCAAUUUCGCAGCUCCACCAAGCACAGCAUUUUCUGCUGACAGGGCCUGGUGCCAGUCUCAUGGAGCUAAGAUUGUGUCAGAAUUACUGAGCUGCGAUUUGAAAUCUCACAUGAGUCCAGGGUUGUGGCUGCAGCCACUCAGUAUAGAUUUGUGUGUAAUUUCAAGCCGCAGCCAAGUAAAUUGGGCAUGGCCUUACAUGCUCUGAAAUCUGCUUAAUCACAGAAAAUAGUUGCUUAGCAGAAACAGGUUACCGUUUGAAAGUUUGUAGUAUGUGUAUUGCUUCUGAUAAGUUCCCACUGGUCAUUGCUUAGCGCAUAAAUUUGCUCAGCAAUAAUAUCUGCUUAGCAGCGCCAUGUUUUACGAGAUGGUCAUUUUGUAUUAUGUACUCUGAAUCCACCUAAUUUAUUUAAACACUCUGAAAUGAAAAGGAGAUGACUAUUUGCCAUAAUGACAGUUGCAUAGCCUCGCUGUGAAGAAUAUUGUCAUUUUGACAGUAAAGAUGGCAUGACAUUUUAUCCAUCCAAGUUGGAACUACCCGUCAUAGCACAAGAACAGUAAUGAUAUUUCCACUGUUGCAUCAUUGUCGGUCUCUCACAUCUUGAGUUUUGGGAUGUCUGGUUUUUAGAAAAUGUUUACAGGGAUUGCCUCGCUUUCAACUCAAAAUGGCCGACUGUUGAACAGGGCUAAUUGGACCAGCCUGAGUUUGUGGAGCUGUAUAACAUGAAACCCUGCUUGGUACCUUGUUUGCCAAACACAGAUCUGAAAUGGCCAAGUCUCAGGCAGGGUACAGCUCUGCCUAAACUAACUGUGGCCAGAUAGCUUGUUGGGGGAACCAAGGAAGGUAAAGCCCAGCCACGGUGACCGUACUUGGGGCUUCAUACAGUUUGACAGUUAAUAAGUACAAAAACUGCACAUUCAGUUUGCAGCCCAUACCAGUAGGGGCAGUCUGGAACAUUCUAGAAGGUUUUUCAUCAGGGAAUAUUGUGAUGUUGGGAAGGGGAACUCACAGCUCAAAACAGUACGUAGGUUUUUGAGUUGUAGGUUGAAAUUUUAACUGUGCACUGGCAGAAUCCUCUGGCCAAUACUGGAUUCAUCCCUUAAAAUGUGAAGUUGGAUGUUGAACGUACACAAGGUUGGAUCUUUGAAAAUGGCUCAGUCUGCUCAGUUUUAUUGAUUUGUAAGAAAAAUCUUCCAUGUUGGAGGAACCGUUGGUAGGGAAUUUUCUAGAUGAACUCUUUUGUUUGAUUUCUGUCUGUUUCCUUAUUUGGUCAAAGUCAGUUGUAUCAACAUGCAGAAAUAUUUCCAAAUUCAAAUUCGGCAUCGAAAAGAUUUCUCUGAGAAACCAUGCUCAAGACAGCUUCCCCCAAUUGCAUUAUAUUAAAGAAAGCCUUAGUUUUACAUGGAACCUGUCAAACGAAUGUUUGAAUGUAAUGGUAAAUAGUGCACACUGUUCUCCAGUAUGCCUUUUGAUUGAUUUCUCGAGUUCUUUAUGUAUGUAUUUCAACGAGUUUAAUCAAAUUAAUAGACUUGGUGGGCAAGGCUUUGUUUCUGUGUUUACUUAAACACUAUGACAAGGUCAACAAUCCAGAUAUUGAAAUUAGUAGCUUGUACUCAUGCCAGUUUUCUGUGUUCCAAACCUAGUUUUAUUUAUUGAAAUUUUUAUCAAGCAAGUCAAUGCCUUUCUUUAAAGUGUUUUCCUUUUUGUUGUAAAUGGAUUCUGGAGUGUGAACUCACCUUGUGUUUUUUUGAAUGGGUGACUCCAACUACCACCGAGUGUUAAACCAUAAGUUGUCUGUGGUCUUAAUGGAGAAAUAAUUAUUCUCGAGUCUGAAAAGAUUUCACAAUAUGAAUGACACUGGUAAUGCUUUUCUCUGCCUGUAAAAAGGCAAAGGUCAAAGGAACAAAUUUUCCUCGUGAAAGGAAUGACGAGUUUGUAUUUCAGAGCCAUUUUUGGGGGAAAAGUUUAUGCAAUGAAUAUAUGUAGUGACGCUGUACAUGUGUCUGCUUUGAUUGACACUAAGGUGUGUCGGCACAUUCCUGUUGAUAUUUUUAUCACUUUUUUUGUUUUGUUUUGUAUCCUCAAGUGAGCAUCCAUUUAUAGCCUUCUUCAGCCCACUCCAGUUCUGGCACUUGAGGGUGAAAAAACAUUCCCUCAAGUAACAUUGUGCAUUUUCUGCUGACAAGAUAUGUAUUUAACAUCCGAAUUUUCAAACAUCUUUAGAUACAUGCAGAAUUCUGGUAUUUGUAGGAAUUGAUGACUGAGUGUUUGGAGGUCUCCUAUAUUGCACUGACAAAAACUGUGAUAAUAUAGACAAAUACGGCAUGUAAUAACUUUGAGAGCCUGUUAAUGUCGCAUACAUUCACUGACCACCAUUGCUUCUGCCCAUUUCCCAGGGUCCUCCAGGUGUUGUCUUAUACCUUGACUCUUUCUUCCAGCAUUUAUGAUAAAUAAGCCUUGUCGAGUUAAAAUUAAAUAAAAUCUGAUACACUGAGUUAUAUUUGAUUGCGCAUAAACACAACAAUUUGAAAUCCCCAGAC
Acanthaster planci (crown-of-thorns starfish) is the source of this 5352-nucleotide messenger RNA. RefSeq names its product N-alpha-acetyltransferase 15, NatA auxiliary subunit-like. Gene Ontology annotation, cellular component: cytoplasm; NatA complex. Gene Ontology annotation, molecular function: protein binding. Gene Ontology annotation, biological process: N-terminal peptidyl-methionine acetylation. The record is from RefSeq and is a predicted model, not a curated record. Lineage: Eukaryota; Metazoa; Echinodermata; Asteroidea; Valvatida; Acanthasteridae.